AAUUCUACAUGGAACGAUCCAAAAUACAACGACCUGAUACUGAACAGCCGUGGGAAUAACCUGCCAGAUCUUCCGCUUGCUUUGUAUCAUCCUGUUUUUGCCGAGUUUGUUGAUGACCUUUCAAGUAUUCAAAUUACGGACGAAGACUGUGACUCAAUCAAAAAUUUGUUAUUCUUAAUGUCAGCUUCUUACGAAAAUGAAAAUGAACGGGUGAAUAUGUUUCGAUCAUGGGCAAGCGAGUAUUUUCACACCCCGGUCACCAAGCUUCCCUUACCACAAACGAUCCAAUCAGCUGAUGCUGGGAUCACUCAUAACGUUGACUCAGUACAGCAUCUCGUGCUUCUCGGGGAGGCGAAAAACGAACUUGGAGAUGGGUCUGGAUGUGCAUAUAUCCAAGCAUGUGCAUCAUAUACGAAGUUUGUUGGUUCGCAGAACAAUCCAGACAUACGAUACGGACUUAAUCCGGCUUUUAUUGUGUAUUUUGCUGGGGCCACACUUGGCAUAGGGGUGCAGUUUUUGGGCGUAGUUAAACAGAAUUCAGGAAGAGAUAACAAAAGCUUUUUUGUCAACGUCUCUCCGUCAAUGAAUUCGUUUACGAUGCAUCCCCUUGUUCACAGCUUUCAUUUACUGCCUUCGGAGUUUGAUAUUGAUGGAAUGAUCGUUGUUGUACGUGCAUUUUGUGCUCUGAAACGUGGUAUAGAAUCAUUACGACACUACUAUGAUGAGUUGAAGCCAGUAGACAUUGAUAAUUUAGAUCAACCGAGACAUGCCAGCUAUCCAUAUAUACGUUUUUUUAAGGAUGCAGAUAAUGCUGUCAUCAACUUUGAGUAUAAACGCCGAUUGUACCCAAUAAGUUGCUAUUUUUGGUGGUACCAGAUAAAAAUGAACAAAAAAGCGACUCUUGUCUGCUCGUCAAGUUUGUAA
Paraglomus occultum is the source of this 924-nucleotide messenger RNA. The record is from the annotation of a GenBank genome assembly. NCBI's taxonomy places the organism in Eukaryota, Fungi, Glomeromycota, Glomeromycetes, Paraglomerales, Paraglomeraceae.